Brassica rapa (field mustard) is the source of this 3061-nucleotide messenger RNA. RefSeq lists its product as uncharacterized. NCBI's taxonomy places the organism in Eukaryota, Viridiplantae, Streptophyta, Magnoliopsida, Brassicales, Brassicaceae. The record is from RefSeq and is a predicted model, not a curated record.
UUUAUUUUCAAAUUUUUAAUAUUUAUUUUUUAUUUUAUAAAAUUUUAAAUCUUAAUCUCAGAUCUCCACCCCUUAACUCUAAACCCUAAUAUUUAGAUUAGUUAACCCUAGGAGUAUAAUUGUAUACUUACCUCUUUAAUGAAACAUUUUAGUCGUUUUUAUACAUAUGUCUAUAUUUGUGACAAAAACAUUUUUAGUGUUAUCAUAGGGUAUUUCCCAACUAAAAUUAUUAAAAUUGUGAAACAAAAAAAUCAUAUAUUUUUAAAUUAAAAUUUAAUAUGUGUCUAAAUAUAAACAUCUAUAUCUAUCUUAUCUAUUAAAAUCAAAAACUAACACCCGGAGCUAGGCGCAUGAAUCUUGGUUUUUGUCUCCAUGGCAAGUCUUGACUACGAAAGAGAGGAACAUGUAAUCAUUGAGAUGAAUCAUAUAUACUUGGAGGCUGAUGGAAGAUCCGAAGAAUAGAUGGCUACUAGAAACAAGAAGACAAAGGAGAAAAAAAAACUGAGAAAUUUCUAUGAUUCGUCAUUGUAGAGGAGUAUAUGGUUUCAGUUUCUUUUUGGGAUAAGGUAGUCCUUUUAAAGAGACAAUCAUGACUUAAUUAGAAUGUUAUCUGGAGUGUAUUUAUUAUAAGGAAAAUUGGAUAAAUAGGACACUUUGAACUUGGAUUUGUCACAUUAGGAUUUCUAGAAGAUAUUUUAGGAAAAUAGGAUUUUAGAUCUUGUAAAAUACCAAAGUACCCUUAAUUUACCAAUUAUGUUGAAUUUAAAUUAUAAAUUAUAAUAAUUUUCGUAAUAGAUUUUAAUGUUAAAAUUAAAAUCUAUAAAAAUUAAAAAAUAAAAAAAACACUAAAUGGGAAAAAAGGAGACGCGGGAUGCCGCAAACCUAAUUCCCCUUUCUCUUUGUCUUCUCCGUCGUAGACUCGUCGCUCUCCCACGGCGAUUUAGGGUUCAACGGUGAGAAGCUCUGUUCUUCGUCGGUGUUUCAUCAGCCCGUGGUCUCUACUCUCGUCUCCGUCACCAUCCUUUUCGAUCUCACUGAAGACACAACGGCUGCGAAUCGUUCUUCCUCUUCGUCGGGUCAAAUCGAUUUUCGAAGUGUUCUUCCAUCAAUUUCGCCUCUCAAUCUCACAAUUCUUCACAGAAGGUAUUGGAUUUCAUCUAUAGAUUCUCAUAUUAAACGAAAUCGAAGUGUUCUUCCAUUAAAGCUUGAUUUUUUUUUAAAAUGAUUUGCCGUGUUUCUUAAAAUAAUUUUGUUUCACGGAUUGGUUGAUAUUAUUGAAACCUUUACAUGUGUGAUGAUAUUGAAACCUUUACAUGUUGAACUAAUAAUUUUGUCACGGUUUGUAGCUAUGUCUGAGGAGCUACCGAAGAGGCUUUUUAAGGAGGGCGAGGAGCCCCGAGUUACUCAGAUCAACAACAACUGCAGGAUCGACUACAUAAUCCGAAAGUUCCAAGCGUGGCUGCCAAAGGAGUUGGAUGUCGUGAAGAAAGACCCGGUUUUUCAUCAGAUUUUUAAGCUCCAUGAGAAUGGUCUUGGAUACUCUGCGAGGGUGAUACACAGCUUCUUGUGUAGGGAGCUGGUGACUUUCUUACAGCACGAGCUAUGGUUUGUCUUUGCGAGGAGACCGCUUCGAUUCUCAUUGCAAGAGUUCCACGCCGUAACCGGGUUUGAAUGCGAUACUCACAUUUCGAUUGAGGAGUUUGAAGAGUGGAAAUAUGAUGGUGGUUUCUGGAGCAAGGUUUUGAGGAGAAAAGAUGGAACAAUUACACUCUUCAACCUGUGGACUAAGGACAAGGAAGCUGUAAAGAAAUGGAAGAAUGCAGAUCGCAUACGUCUUAUCUACUUGGCGAUCAUUCUUUGUGUGGUAUUGGCGAGAGAUGAGAAGGCUAAUAUCCCCCUGAAGUACAUCGCGGUGGUCAUGGAUCUUGACAGAGUUCGAAGGUAUCCUUGGGGAGUUGCUGCUUAUGACCUUCUCUGCAAAUCCAUAGCCAAAAAUCGUUCCCAACUGAAGGAAAAGACCACUAGCUAUGUCUUGGAUGGCUUCUCAUACGCCUUGCAGAUUUGGGCAAUGGAAGCGGUGCCAAAAAUCGGGAAGCUUUGUGGAAAAAAGCUGGAUAAGGGUUUCAAGGACGGUCCUAGAUGCAUAAACUGGAUGGGAGCUGCGAAGGUGUCAUAUGAGGAGAUCAUUCGCUUGGAGGAGAUUAUUACACCCAAGGAUGACAUCUACCCAUACAUCUCAUGGACAGGAAAUUAUGAUGUUGUCAAAGCUCAGGCGUUUCGCAGAGAUGAUGAUGUGGAGGAUGACAGAAUCAAGGUUCUGAUGGAGAUGAUAAAGAAGGGGCAUGAUUUUAGUGAGCAUGUUUGGGAAACUGAAGAAAAUGAAGUGAUUUCUUUAUCUCUCGAUGACGAAUCAGCUGUGAAUGAUGAAGCAAGCGUGAAUGUUGAAGCAGCCGAGAGUGAUGACGACUUUCAGACUCCGAAAGGAUCAAAAAACGUUGGUUCUAGAUCAAAGAGGGGUAAAAAGAGGCUUCCCGAUCGUGGUAUGGAGAAGAGAAAGCAUAAGGUUCUCGCAAGUGGCGCAAAGCAAGCUCCUUUUAAUGAAGACAUGAAGGCUUUUAUGACACAGUUGUUUGAGCACAACUUCUCUGGAAUGGAACAAAGGAUACAGAAACAGAUGGCCGAGACAUUUGAGCAGAUGCGGACAGAGCUUAAACAAUCACGUAAGGAAGCCAGCGUUGAAGUUGAGCUUGGAGAGCCUUCACCGACAAAGCCAUCGACGAGCCAGGCACCGUUGAGGAGGUCCACACGCGGGGUAAACAAACACUAGUCUUCACCAUCCUCUUCAAUGUUAUUUUGUCUUGUUUAAGUUCGUGGUUUGCGUGUCUGUUUGUUUUAUUGGCAUCUAAGUUAUCGGCCUGAAUUUUGUUGUACUUUAUAAGGUCUCGGUUUGUAUGUGUGCUUGGUGUGUAAGUGUUCUUGGUUUGUAAGUGUCUUGUUUGAACUUAUGUAAUGGUCUGGAACUUUUAUGUAAAAUAAUUAUUAAUGAUAAUGUAUUUUGGUA